GGGGCCGGGCCGGGGCGGCGGGUCCGGGGGGAGGGGCGAUGAGGCAGCAGAUUCCUGUGGGGCCGCCGCCGCGCCCGGGGCUCCGCCGGGCCGGGCCGGGCCCCCCCUCUCCCCCGAGGCCCUGCGGCCCGGCCGGGCUCGGGUCCGCGGCUGCCCCGCCGGUCUGCCCGCGGCCACCCCCCGGCUUGCCGAUAAUCCGCGUGCAGUCCCCAGAAGGGGUGAAGCGCAUCACGGCCACAAAGCGGGAAACGGUGGCAACGUUCCUCAAGAAGGUUGCAAAAGAGUUUGGUUUCAGGAAUAAUGGGUUUUCUGUCUACACCAAUAGAAACAGGACAGGAGAGAUCACAGCAUCGCAAAACAAAUCCCUCAACUUACUGAAAAUCAAGCAUGGCGAUAUGCUGUUUCUCUACCCUUCGAGCCCUGCUGGCUCUUCCUCAGAGACCAUGGACACCUCUGUCUCCCAAGGCUUGCGAUCUAUGGGGGCCCCCCAGGUGGUAGAAGAUGAGAUUGACCAGUAUCUGAUCAAACAGGAUGGAAAGAUUUACCGAAAUCGAGACCAGCAGCUGUGUCGCCACGGCCCCCUGGGUAAAUGCGUGCACUGUGUCCCGCUAGAGCCUUUUGAUGAGGAUUACUUAAACCAUCUGGAACCUCCUGUGAAGCAUAUGUCUUUCCAUGCCUACAUCAGGAAGCUGACCGGAGGGGCAGACAAGGGGAAAUUUGUUGCCCUGGAAAACAUCAGCUGCAAGAUUAAAUCGGGCUGUGAAGGGCACCCUCCUUGGCCAGAGGGCAUUUGCACAAAGUGUCAGCCAAGUGCCAUCACUCUCAAUAGACAGAAAUACAGGCAUGUUGACAACAUCAUGUUUGAGAACCACACAAUUGCAGAUCGCUUCCUAGACUUCUGGCGGAAGACAGGAAACCAGCAUCUUGGAUAUUUAUAUGGCCGGUACACAGAGCACAAAGACAUCCCUCUGGGGAUCCGGGCGGAGGUUGCUGCCAUCUAUGAACCCCCACAGAUCGGUACACAGAACAGCCUGGAGAUCCUGGAAGAUCCAAAAGCAGAGGUUGUGGAUGAGAUUGCUUCAAAGCUUGGACUGAGAAAGGUUGGCUGGAUAUUUACUGACCUGGUCUCGGAAGACACACGGAAAGGGACCGUUCGAUACAGCCGAAACAAGGACACUUAUUAUCUAAGUGCAGAAGAGUGCAUUACAGCUGGAAACUUUCAGAACCAGCAGCCCAACAUCUGUCGCCUUUCUCCAGAUGGUCAUUUUGGAUCCAAGUUUGUCACAGUUGUGGCUACAGGUGGUCCCGACAACCAGGUCCACUUUGAAGGGUACCAGGUCUCAAAUCAGUGCAUGGCACUGGUUCGAGACGAGUGUUUGCUGCCCUGCCGAGAUGCACCGGAGUUGGGCUAUGCAAAGGAGUCCAGCAGUGAGCAGUAUGUGCCUGAUGUGUUCUAUAAGGACAUAGACAAGUUUGGCAACGAGAUCACACAGCUGGCUCGCCCGCUCCCUGUUGAGUACCUAAUCAUAGAUAUUACUACGACUUUCCCCAAGGAUCCAGUCUACACUUUUUCUAUUUCUCAAAAUCCAUUCCCCAUCGAGAACCGUGAUGUGCUGGGAGAAACUCAGGACUUCCACAGCUUGGCCACGUACCUGUCCCAAAACACUUCCUCGGUUUUCCUAGACAUCAUUUCUGAUUUCCAUCUGCUCCUCUUCUUGGUCACGAAUGAGGUCAUGCCUCUGCGGGACAGCAUCAGCUUGUUGCUAGAGGCCGUGAGGACCAAGAAUGAGGAGCUCGCACAGACAUGGAAGAAAUCUGAGCAGUGGGCCACCAUCGAGCAGCUCUGCAGCACAGUCGGCGUCCAGCUCUCAGGACUACACGAGUACGGUGCCAUGGGCGGCUCGACGCACGCCGUGUCGGCAGCCAUGUGGGCUUGCCAGCACUGCACCUUCAUGAACCAGCCGGGCACGGACCACUGCGAGAUGUGCAGCCUGCCCCGGACCUAGCCCCGCCAGCACGGCGGCAGACUCCAAUACAGAGCAAACCCUUGAGCAGCAGGAGUGGUGCUCGCCCCCUCUCCAUCCUCGCCUCCGCUCCCCGCGCUCGGGCACCCCGGGGCAUGGAGCCGGGCAGGGGAGGGGGUGGCUCCAGCUCUCCCCUUACUCUCUGCGCUCCCUUCCAGGGACGGCCCCGCAGCCACGGGGGGAGACGAUGCCCUGGGUUUAGCUCAGCCCUGGCCCCCGCCCAGGAAACCACCUUAACCUCAGUCUCUGUUCGAGACCCCAGGACUGGACUCUCCCCCCUGCCACCUCCCCUGUCCCCUAGUGCAGCGCUGUCUUGGCCUGAUCCCCUGGGGCCUGCCUGCUCCACACGUGCAGGCUGGGCGGGGGGCUUGGGGGGGGGGGGCCACACGCGUGGCUAGCUGGGGCACGUCUCUCCCUGCACGCUUGCUUGCCCGAGGGGGAGGGGGAGGCUGCGGCAGGUCCCUGGCCCCCAGCUCUGCUCCCCGUUCCCGGUGCACGCGCGUCGCUGCAGCCAGCCUCGGGUGCCUGGGCAGGCUCAGCCCAGCCGUAACGACAGCUUUCACGCUAAACGGCCUCUGCGAGGCGAGCAUAUGACUGAACAGCGUCGGGCCAGACAGCAGCGCUGCCAGGCCGGGCCCCGCGCGCUGGCAGCUCUCCCGGAGCAGGACGGGCCCCCUUUGGCACCAGGCAAGGAGUGGGCAUGUGCCAGCUCUCAGCUUGGCAUCGCUCCCGCCGCUCACCCGGCACGUGCAGCACUGAGUCGGGCUCGCUCUGCAGAGAUGCUGCGGCCCUGGGCAGUCCCGGCUCAGCUGCGGGCUGGAUGCGACCCCAGGGGCUGUGGGAGGGGUGCUGCUGGGGCCUGGGCGCAGCUUGCAGGUGUCCUUGUCCCCACUCCUGCUGCCACUGUCCCUGCAGGCAGUGGGGUUAGGCACAGCCAGGAGCAGUGCCCGCCUGCUGUCUGGGGCUGCACUGGUCCAGCGCCUGGGGCAGGUGCUGAGCGCCUGGGGCAGCAGCCCGUGCCCUCCUUCGGAGCGAGGCUGUGCUGGGGGAGCACCGCAACUCGUGCAGCCGCCUCGCCUCGCCUGCUGCGUGCCCAGGCUCUGCGCUGGGCCCUCUCCACCGCGGCGGGACCUGCAGACGCUUGCGCACGCAUGGCUCUGGCACUGCCACUGUCCUCCCCCCGGGGCUGACUCCCUCCCUGGUGCCUGCAUCUUUUUUGAGCACGUCCUGCCCCGGUGCAGGGGCUGGGCCGGAGCCGGGUGUCGGGGUCCCUGUUUGACCCCCUCUGGCCGUGCUGGGGCUGCGCAUGUACCCUCCGCGACCGUCUGCGGGGGACGAGCACGGUGGGGCUGGCGAGGGCAGCUGGGUGCUUGCAGGGCCUCUCCGACCCGCUGCCCGCCCCAGCGCUGUCCCUGCCCCAGCGCCGUAGGUUUGGGUCCUACUUAAACCACCAGAGCACCGUUUCCAGUGCUGUCCUGUGCCCAAACACCCGUCUCGCAGGACAGAGGCGCGAGUCCUUGCACAGCCCUGUCCCAGCAGCGUGGCACCGCCGCCCCUGCCUUCACCCGGCACGGGGCGGUGGGACAGAUGGACCCUGCCUCGGCGUGCGCCGCAGGGCCGGUGGCUCCGCAGGGUCCCCGGCUCCCCUGGGCACCCCCUGCUCGACAGCCUCCCCCGUCCCUCGCUGCUGCCCGCGAGCGCCCGGCCUGCCUCCACGGGCUCUGCCUUGGCUGCCGAAGGCUUCGCCCCGCUGUGCCCGGAGGAGCAGCCGGCAGCCCCAGCCCCGCUGCAGGGGCUGCAUCUACGGCGCUUCCCGGAGCCCUGUGCUGCGGCUGCGGUUUGCUUCUCCCCUUGGUUUGUCGGUGUUUGGGGUUGCAGCGGUUUGCGGUGCCUGGACUGGACUGACCCGGACGCAGGGUCUGCAAGUAACGUUGAAUAAAGCACCUGAAACGUGA
Messenger RNA from Dromaius novaehollandiae (emu), 3979 nucleotides. RefSeq names its product NPL4 homolog, ubiquitin recognition factor (gene NPLOC4). Lineage: Eukaryota; Metazoa; Chordata; Aves; Casuariiformes; Dromaiidae. Gene Ontology annotation, cellular component: nucleus. The record is from RefSeq and is a predicted model, not a curated record. The transcript is spliced from 17 exons. Gene Ontology annotation, molecular function: ubiquitin binding; ubiquitin protein ligase binding. Gene Ontology annotation, biological process: ubiquitin-dependent protein catabolic process. The coding region runs from base 39 to 2006 and encodes 655 amino acids.